Messenger RNA from Bufo gargarizans (Asiatic toad), 1169 nucleotides. RefSeq names its product histone H3-like centromeric protein cid. The transcript is spliced from 3 exons. Gene Ontology annotation, molecular function: protein heterodimerization activity; DNA binding; structural constituent of chromatin. The record is from RefSeq and is a predicted model, not a curated record. The coding region runs from base 110 to 1018 and encodes 302 amino acids. NCBI's taxonomy places the organism in Eukaryota, Metazoa, Chordata, Amphibia, Anura, Bufonidae. Gene Ontology annotation, cellular component: nucleosome.
UAGGGGUGUGGUUUACAUGAGCCAAUGAGGACGAGGCCGGGAGUAUAAAUGAUCUGCACGGUCCGCUCCUCGCCUCAUUCUCUUGCUGUGUACAGAUCUCUGCAGCGCCAUGGCCAGAACCAAGCAGACAGCGCGUAAGUCCACCGGCGGGAAAGCUCCCCGCAAGCAGCUGGCCACUAAGGCCGCCAGGAAGAGCGCCCCCGCCACUGGCGGAGUCAAGAAGCCUCACCGCUACCGCCCCGGGACCGUCGCUCUCCGGGAGAUCCGGCGCUACCAGAAGUCCACCGAGCUGCUCAUCAGGAAGCUGCCCUUCCAGCGCCUGGUGAGGGAGAUCGCCCAGGACUUCAAGACCGACCUUCGCUUCCAGAGCUCGGCCGUCAUGGCCCUGCAGGAGGCCAGCGAGGCUUACCUGGUCGGGCUCUUCGAGGACACCAACCUCUGCGCCAUCCACGCCAAGCGGGUCACCAUCAUGCCCAAGGAUAUCCAGCUGGCCCGCAGGAUCCGUGGGGAGAGGCGGCCGUGGAGGAGCAGUCCAUUACACACAGGGGGCGAACCCUCUGCAGCAGCAAUGUACUCGCCGCAUGUCAGGAGCGAUCUCUGCAGCGCCAUGGCCAGAACCAAGCAGACAGCGCGUAAGUCCACCGGCGGGAAAGCUCCCCGCAAGCAGCUGGCCACUAAGGCCGCCAGGAAGAGCGCCCCCGCCACUGGCGGAGUCAAGAAGCCUCACCGCUACCGCCCCGGGACCGUCGCUCUCCGGGAGAUCCGGCGCUACCAGAAGUCCACCGAGCUGCUCAUCAGGAAGCUGCCCUUCCAGCGCCUGGUCAGAGAGAUCGCCCAGGACUUCAAGACCGACCUUCGCUUCCAGAGCUCGGCCGUCAUGGCCCUGCAGGAGGCCAGCGAGGCUUACCUGGUCGGGCUCUUCGAGGACACCAACCUCUGCGCCAUCCACGCCAAGCGGGUCACCAUCAUGCCCAAGGAUAUCCAGCUGGCCCGCAGGAUCCGUGGGGAGAGGGCUUAGAUCUGCGCCCCGCACCCAACAAAGGCUCUUCUCAGAGCCGCCACCUCCUCCUCAGACGAGCUCCACUCCGCCCUUCACCUCUGCUCACAGGAGGCGGGUUAACCCUUUCAGCCCUGUGAUUAGUAAGAGCAGUUCCUUUAUCCAGAAGGCG